UCCUGCUCCUCCCAGCUCAAAGAUGGCAGCCUCGGGACAGAGAUGAGAGACGACACGAAUUUAGGAGUUUUGUCAUGAAACCACAUCGGGGUGCACAGCUGUUACGUCCGUGGUUUUAACGUGACAGCGACAUAAUUCGUCAACGCCAAUGUGUCGUUUCGCGAAGCCAAUUAGAGGAUUCAGAAAGAUCAUGUUUGUUCUGUGGGCUAAGCUAGCAAGCGACGGUUAGCAAAUACAUGAUCGUGCCUCGUCUGCCGUACAAGAAGCAAGCAGCUGCUCUGCAUACGGCGUGUUGACAUUUUGCAAGCUCAAAUCCAUCAUGGCCAUCACUCAGUUCCGUCUUUUCAAGAUCUGCACAUGUCUAGCCACCUUACUCUCUUUCUUUAAAAGGUUGAUAUGCAGGACUGGAAGGGGUCGCAAGCUCAGUGGAGAUCAAAUAACUCUCCCAACAACAGUGGAUUUUUCUUCCUCUGUUCCAAAACAGGCAGAGGUUGAACAAUGGAGCUCUUGGGAUGAAGAUGCUCCUACGAGCAUUAAGAUUGAAGGUGGCAACGGAAACGUUUCCCCGACAGGCAACGAGAUGGACGAAGAGCCCGACUACUUCAAGGACAUGACUCCCAACAUCAGGAAAACACAGAAGGUAUGUCCACAGACAGAGUAG
Molecule: messenger RNA, 661 nt
Organism: Pseudoliparis swirei
Lineage: Eukaryota; Metazoa; Chordata; Actinopteri; Perciformes; Liparidae
Product: receptor-binding cancer antigen expressed on SiSo cells-like
Exons: 4
Coding region: 320-661 (113 amino acids)
Cellular component (GO): secretory granule
Source: RefSeq, a predicted model, not a curated record